CGCUCAGCACGAUGUCUCAGAGGAACAGGAGCUACACGUUUGGAGCUUAUGGAGGAGUUGACAAGAGCUUCUCCAGGACCAGAACCUUGUGGAAACAAGAUGGAAGGAUCCCUCGGAUCUCUGAUGAAGUAGAGCCCUCGCUGGCGCACUCCCACCCUUCAUUUCCUCCUCCCUCACUUUCAAAGGGUUGCAGAAUGGAUGAGCAGAGAUGCCCCCUCCCUCCCCCCCUCAAAACCGAAGAGGACUACAUCCCUUAUCCCAGCGUUCACGAGGUUCUUGGUCGCACGAGCCCCUUUCCGCUCAUCCUGCUGCCCCAGUUUGGAGGCUACUGGAUCGAAGGGAACAAUCAUGAGCUCAAAGACCCACUGGAGGCGGAUCGACCGCCAUGUCCGGCCUCCCACGUCAAACUGGAGACAAACAGCAUGGCCAAGAUCUACCGGAAGCAGUUCAUGGGCAAGGAACACUUUAAUUAUUACACCAUGGAUGCUGCCCUGGGCCACUUGGUCUUUUCCAUGAAGUACGAUGUCAUUGGGGAUCAAGAGCAUCUGCGCUUGAUGCUCCGCACAAAGAUAAAAACUUACCAUGAUGUCAUUCCCAUUUCCUGCCUUACCGAGUUCCCCAACGUGGUUCAAAUGGCCAAGCUUGUUUGCGAAGAGGUAAACGUGGACAGGUUUUAUCCCGUCCUCUUCCCAAAGGCAUCGAGGCUCAUUGUCACCUUUGAUGAGCAUGUGAUCAGCAACAACUUCAAGUUCGGGGUUAUUUACCAGAAGUUCGGCCAGACGUCAGAGGAGGAGCUGUUCGGGAACAUGGAGGAAAGCCCGUCCUUCGUCGAGUUCUUUGAGUUCCUGGGCCACAAGAUUGAUCUUCAUGACUUUAGAGGGUUUCGGGGCGGCCUGGAUGUCACUCACGGGCAAACGGGGACAGAAUCCAUCUACACGAGUUUCCAUAAUAAGGAGAUUAUGUUCCACGUGUCCACCAAGCUUCCUUACACAGAGGGAGACUCACAGCAGCUGCAGAGGAAGAGGCACAUCGGCAACGACAUUGUAGCCAUCGUGUUCCAAGAGGAGAACACGCCCUUCGUACCAGACAUGAUCCAGUCCAACUUCCUGCACGCGUAUGUGGUGGUGCAGGUGGAGAACGCGUGUACGGACGACGUCACCUACAAGGUGUCCGUGACGGCGCGGGACGACGUACCUUUCUUUGGGCCUGCUCUGCCUGACCCCGCCAUCUUCAAAAAGGGCCACGAGUUCCGCGAGUUCCUCUUCACGAAGCUCAUCAAUGCCGAGUACGCCUGCUACAAGGCCGAGAAGUUUGCCAAGCUCGAGGAGCGCACGCGCUCAGCCCUGUUGGAGACUCUGUACGAGGAGGUGCACAUCAACAGCCAGUCCAUGAUGGGUCUGGGCGGAGACGAAGAUAAGCUGGAGAACGGGGCCGCCGUAGGGGGAGGAGGCUUCUUCGAAUCCUUCAAGCGGGUCAUCCGCAGCAGAAGCCAGUCAAUGGACGCCAUGGGCCUCAGUAACAAGAAGUCACACACAGUCUCCACUAGUCACAGUGGCAGCUUUACCCACAAUCCCGCAGAGAGCCCCAAAACUCCAGGGAUUUCAUUGCUUGUUCCAGGGAAAAGUCCGAGUAAAUAUGGACGCCGAGGCAGUGCCAUAGGGAUAGGAACGAUAGAAGAGUCAUUGAUCAUUCCCGGGAAAAGCCCGACCAGGAAAAAGUCCGGGCCCUUCAGCUCCCGUCGCAGCAGCGCCAUUGGCAUCGAGAACAUCCAGGAGGUCCAAGAGAGGAGCCGAGAGGUGUCGCCCAGCACCAUGAGGACGCUGGAGGGAACCCACUUUUCACAGGACAACAAAUCAGACAACUCCUCCAAUCACAGCUCGCCCGAAUUCCCUGCUACCAAGAACAGUUUGGCGAUGUGUUGCAGGGCGCCGUCCAUCCCCGAGGCUCAGGACCUAUCCCGCUCCUCCUCCAACGCCAGCAGCUUCGCCAGCGUGGUGGAGGAGCACGAGGACGAGCACGAGGCCGAGGAGGAGUACGACACUGGACUGGAAAGUGGGUCUUGUGUUACGCCACUCAAGGGAGAGCCAUUCGUGUUCAGCUCUGCGGCCGACGACGGCGCGUGCAGCACCAGUCAGGGAGGUGUUUCUGCAGCGUCUCGUCCUCAGCAGCAAUCGGACGGAGUGAAGACGUCGGAGCCCAAAGGGACCGACAGCCGGCCCAAGACGGAGCACAAGUUCUCAUCGAACUGUUAGCCACCCUCCUCUGAUCACUGCUUCGACAUCCAUUCUCAGCGUUCCCCAUGAGAGGCAUCUCUCGCCCGAGAAGGAGCGAGCCACGGGGCAUGUGACCUUCACCGCAGACGCAGGAGAGAAGACAGAAUCGAGACAGAACCGCUGACAGACGCCCAGCUCCGUGGAUUCGUCCCCGACCCUUGCCGCCCUCAUUCCAGCUCCACGUGGGAACCCUCC
Messenger RNA from Cyclopterus lumpus (lumpfish), 2468 nucleotides. Its product is annotated as rap1 GTPase-activating protein 1. The coding region runs from base 12 to 2252 and encodes 746 amino acids. NCBI's taxonomy places the organism in Eukaryota, Metazoa, Chordata, Actinopteri, Perciformes, Cyclopteridae. The record is from RefSeq and is a predicted model, not a curated record. The transcript has 25 exons. Gene Ontology annotation, molecular function: GTPase activator activity. Gene Ontology annotation, cellular component: cytoplasm. Gene Ontology annotation, biological process: regulation of small GTPase mediated signal transduction; activation of GTPase activity.